AAUCAUAAUAGUUAUUUUGGUUACAAUCUUCCCGGCGAUUACGCGGCCACUGUUAUAAAUUAAAGCCGUACACUUUUCAAGUUUUAUUGACAUAAAGUUGGACGCUUGUGAAUAUGAAGGUUCUAGUGGCUGUCGCUUUGUUCGCCUUCGUGGCAGUCCAGAUGAGCCACGGUGCGCCCGCGCCGGAGGAGGAGAAGAAGGAAGAUCCUGCAGCCGUGUCCUCCCCUGCAGCAGCCCCCGCCGAAGCCACCUCUGAAGCGGCCGCUGCAGCCGCUGAGGUGAAGUCUGAAGCGCCGAGUUCGGACGCGCCUGCUGCCCCCGCAGCCGUGGCCGCCGCCGCCGCCCCAGCAGCCCCGGCCGCCGAAACCCCGGCGCCCGCAGAGGAAAAGAAGGCCUAGUUUUGUAUUAGCGUAACACCGAGGACAGGGUGCGAAUGUAACAAACCGUACGUCCGUAACGUAUUGUGAUCUUUGUAAAAUAAACACUUGGAAGUAAA
Helicoverpa armigera (cotton bollworm) is the source of this 496-nucleotide messenger RNA. RefSeq names its product outer membrane protein H.8. The transcript is spliced from 3 exons. Bases 114 to 398 code for a protein of 94 amino acids. Lineage: Eukaryota; Metazoa; Arthropoda; Insecta; Lepidoptera; Noctuidae. The record is from RefSeq and is a predicted model, not a curated record.